Messenger RNA from Vigna angularis (adzuki bean), 3079 nucleotides. RefSeq names its product probable receptor-like protein kinase At1g11050. The record is from RefSeq and is a predicted model, not a curated record. Bases 181 to 2190 code for a protein of 669 amino acids. Gene Ontology annotation, biological process: protein phosphorylation. Gene Ontology annotation, molecular function: protein kinase activity; ATP binding. NCBI's taxonomy places the organism in Eukaryota, Viridiplantae, Streptophyta, Magnoliopsida, Fabales, Fabaceae. The transcript has 2 exons.
AUGUACAACGCUGUAAAUUAUUAAUUUAUUAUUAGUGCAUACACAAAGCACAUCAGAAAUGAAAUGCGGCUGUCAAUCUCAAAGCUACUUCCUUUCCUUCAUUUCUCUUCUCCGUUUGGUUUCAGCGACCAACUUGGCCUUGUUUGUGUCAUUGCUCUGAGAAAGUAAUUAUGCCACAAAAUGUUGGACGCCAUGGAUGAACGUCUAACAAAAAAGUAUGCAUUCCAUGAUCCCAACUAUAUUGUUAGGGACAAAGUAUACAACUUUAUCAAACUCAUCAAUACGGGGUCCAUUUUUGUUCUUCUGAUCUUUUCGGUAGCAUCAAAUCCAAGCUCAGCAACGCCCUCUCCCUCUCCUUCUCCUACCAUUUCCCCCACCAACAAUUCUACAUGCCCAGUGCCCAUGAAUUAUGUUCAAACAGUCCCUUGGAACAUCUCUUCCUGCCAAAACUUCCAACCCUUGUCAACCCAAUACCAAACAAGCACAAGUUCUUGUUGCCAAACACUCCUAUCUCUCUUUGGGGUAGCACUUGCACAAAACCUCAAGGAAAACUCCCUUUUUCAACUACCCAACCUCCCUACAUCUAUCUCUUGCCUCCAAGACUUCCAAUCCAAUCUCACAUCCCUCUCACUUCCCAACAACCUUGUCUCCUCCUGCUUUGAUCCACAACAAUUUGUCAUCACUCCCAACAUCUGUGCUCGGAUUCAAAACAUGGAAGAUUGGCUCACCAGGCUUGGAUCUACGCCACAGCUCGACACUGCGUGUAAACCCGACCUUAGUGAUAGAAACCAAUGCAGAAAGUGCGUGGCUGAGGGGGACAAGGUUCAGCAGAAGCUUAGUGCCAUUGAUGGUAAUGAAUCACAUUCCCAAGAUUGCUUUUACUUCACAGCACUUUACAUGGCUGGAGUGGCCAAUCAGUAUGGCCCUGAGAGCAGAGGUGCUUUGUCUUGCAUUUUGACUUUGUUGCUUAAUUCACAAGUUGAUUCAAGGGAUGGCCAUCGUGCUCUUAGGCUUGGUUUGUUUGUAGCUUCACUUGCAGUCCUGGUAAUCCUGUUGUUAGGAUCAGGGUUGUAUUUUUGGUAUACCAAGAGAAGAAGUGUUGAAAAUUUGCUUGCCUAUGCUGAUCUACAGGACGAAAGGUUCAGGCAAAGGCUGAGACCAAAUACAGCGUUAACUUGGUUUGAAAUUGAGAGUCUCGUGAAGGCCACCAAUAAUUUUUCACCUCAGAAUUUCAUUGGUAGAGGUGGGUUUGGGAUGGUUUACAAGGGCCUUCUACCUGAUGGCACAAUGGUUGCGGUGAAAAGGCUUGAAGAAUUCGAUUCUCAAGGAGAUACUCUGUUCUACAGUGAGGUUGAGAUUGUUAGCAACUUGAAGCACCGUAAUCUAGUGCCACUAAGAGGGUGUUGUUUGGUUGAUGGGAGUCACAAUCUUGAGUACAGAGGAAGGUAUCUAGUUCAUGAAUAUAUGCCAAAUGGAAGUCUUCAAGACCAUCUUUUUCCAACCAAAUUAGAGAAUCAAUAUGCAAAGAAAUCCCUGACUUGGACUCAAAGAAAAAGCAUAAUCUUGGAUGUGGCAAAUGCAUUGGUUUAUUUACACUUUGGAGUUAAACCUGCAGUGUAUCACAGAGAUAUUAAAGCCACCAAUAUACUACUUGAUGCAGAUAUGAGGGCGAGGGUUGGAGAUUUUGGGCUAGUCAAACGGAGUAGUGAAAGUACGUCUCAUCUAAAUACAAUAGUUGCUGGAACUCGUGGAUAUGUAGCACCUGAAUAUGCACUCUAUGGUCAACUAACUGAGAAGAGUGACGUCUACAGCUUUGGUGUGGUUGUUCUUGAGAUAAUGUGUGGAAGAAAAGCCCUUGAGGUGUCCUCAUCAGGGACACCGGUUUUCCUGAUCACAGAUUGGGUUUGGUCAUUAAUGAAAUCUGGAAACAUAGGAGAGGCUUUGGAUGCUUCUAUGUUUGGAGACGGAAAUCAUGCUACAAACAUAAUGGAGAGGUUUUUACUGGUUGGAAUUCUUUCUUCUCAUGUAGUUGUUGCUUCAAGGCCAACAAUUUUGAAUGUCUUGAAGAUGUUAGAAGGGGAUAUUGAAAUCCCACCAAUUCCAGAUAGGCCACUGAUGCACGGGCACUAUGUCAUGUACGAUCGUGAUUGCUCUGGGAUGAGCUCUGGAUGUGGGUUUGUGAGCUCAUGAAAAGUUAAAUGUGAAGUAUUAAUGAGGGAAGCUGAAGCAUGUGCACUGCAAGAUACAAAGAUGUCAUUCUCUUUGAGACAAGAGUGCACCUCUUGUUGGCAGUUCUUGCUCUGUGGGAUAUUUCUGACUAAUAUUUUCCUGAAAGAGAUCAAAGGAAUUAACGAAAAGUGCAAGACCAAGGUACAACUCUAUAGGAUCUUCCUAAUUACGCUCAGCAUGCCGUGCCUAUUUUCUUUCUGUCACAAGAAUGGCUAUGGUGUGAAUCAUGUUGUGGCAAUGCUACAAAAUAUGAGGAAAAAACCAUUGAUCUGUGCAAGAAUCCCAUAACAAAAGAACCCAAACUGCUGAUGAAUGUUUUAAGUUUCUGCUUUCUGUCAAUGGCCACCCGUUUACUAUCACAGCUUAUGAUUUUGCAGUCCUCUAUCUCUGCUUUCUGUCAGCAGCCAGAUCUUGAUUUUUAGGCAAGAAGAUUCACAGCAUGAUUCUUAGGUGAUAAUCAAGAAUCAGAAUUAAUACAAUCCCCCAAUCAAACCAAUGACUUAUCUGCUGAAGAUUCAUCCAGCGAGGACACAGAAUCCACGGCCGAAUUAUGAGCAACAGACAGAUGUUGUUGAAGUUGAAAUAUAUCCAAGAAAUCAAUGAUCCUUGCAACAGUUCUUUCGAUCCUACCAAUACCUGACUGAUAUAUAUCCAUGACUAAACAAAAUAUGAUAACUACUGAGAGUGCAAUCAAGAUUUGCACUAUCAGGUGGCCAAUUCCAAGGGCUCAAAGAUGAUCUGACUAGAGGAAAAUUUCAGUGAAUGUUUCCUACCUAUAAUUUGAUUAUGAUUAUGAACAUAGUAACCUUUCGGGAAUUCUUUAAUGUUAUGUACAAGUAAUUACCCCCCA